CGUGUGUCCCGCAGCCGAGGGCGCCCGGCCCCGCACGCCCCGUGCUGCCGCCGUGCCGGCGGAGCCCGCCGGCUGCUCCCGGGGGCUCAGGGUGGCUUCGCUCCCCAGGGGCCCCCAGUCAGCCCUCCUCCGCCCCACGCUGCUGCCCCCGGAAUGCCUUCCCCCUGCCCACGUUUCCUGUGAAGGAAGCGUGUGCCUCCUGUCAUAAGGCGCUGGCACCCUUCUCUUCUCUUGCUUCUCAGCCGCCUGGUUCACUGCAUCGCCUCUACGUUCCGCUGCCAUCCCCGCUCCUCCGCCCGUGCAUCAGCCCCCUUUGCAUACCGUGUCUGCACAGGGACGGUGUAGUUACGUAAACACAGAAAGGGGAAACGUGUUUCUUUGAAUCCCAGGAACCUUGACAUUUGUUAAUUAAGUAGUUGAGAUAUCAUGCUUCAAACAGUGAAUCUAGUUGGUUGCCUUUUAGGACACCUGCAAUCUUAUAAACAUAUGCCACCAUUAAGACUUUAUGCUUUCUCCUGCCUUGUAUCACAGUCUUCCCGCUGUAGUGAAGAGUGCUGGUUUCCAGUUCUGGACUGCUCUUUUGUGGAAUGUCAGGGAAAAGAAAUAUCUUUUUUUGUAAGAUAGUCCAAGUGAAAGUCCAAGUUCCAGUUUCUAUUAUUAUUUUUGCUCCUAAUAAUAAUUCAUAUUGUAUUUUGAAAGCACAGUAGUGAGGCAUUUUUUCAGUGAUGCUUUUGUAAUUAUCUAACUUUGGGCUACAUACAUGCAAUUUUCUACUAAUUAAGAAUAUUGAAAAUAGCAGCUUCUUUUUAGUUUUCUCUUUAACUAAACCAUCUACUCUUAAACCCAGAGGGAGACUCUGAUAAGAUGAAAAGACUCAUCUUAUCUAUGUGUAUGCUGCACUAUAGAAUUGGCUAUUUACAUUGUGUGUUGCCUGCAAGCGGGUUUUGAUUUUUGCUAGGUACUAAUUCUUCUUGUGACCAUCUACUGUGAAACAGUGAUAAGUUCCAAGAAAUAAUAUGGUUAUUAUAAUAUUAAAUGGCUUUAUUUUAAUAUUCUCAAUGCCUUUGCAAACACUUUGGCUAGCAAGAUGAAGGACAGUGUAAUGUUGGUUGUCCAAGGGGGCUGUAAGUUGUGAAGAAGAAAAGAAAGGAGCCUGGGAGUCUUCAUGUUAAGUAGCAGGGAAAUAACAGUUACUGAGACACUAGGACAUGGUGCCAGUUACUUAGGUGAGGAAUAAUGUCUGACUCAAACGUGCAACCAAGGACAUUGGUUCAGUUAAUAUAUAGGCAGCUCUGUACUUGGAGAUACAGAAUAUGUAUGCAAAACAAAUCCAAUGUGAGUAAAUGUCCAUUAAAAUGACUUGAUGUGACAGCAAGUCAAAGUUGUAUAGAGGAGUAUCCUUUAAUGAGAAGUCAUUGCCUUUGAGCACAAACUAUUCAAUUUGGUUUUGGUGUUACUUCAUCAGGUAAUCAGUUGCCUGCAGGCUGCAUAAAAACAUUUCAUUCUGAGGCUAAUGGUAGAUUUUUAAGAUCAGUAUUGAUUUAGAAAAGCACAAUUGGCUUCCUUUAAGGGAACAACCAAAACUGAACUAAACAGAGACAAGGCAGUUCUCCCCCAAGUAGCCGACAGUUCCCAUGCUGUUUUGGUUCAAACCACAAGUCUUAGUCAACAAGGUAUCAGUGGCUGAUAUGGCCUCAGUAUCAGUGAGAGACUGGAGUGAGUCCUCAGUUUCUUCUCCCCACGCUAACUCUGCACUCUGAAGGAAAAGUGUUAUCUUACUCUGGCAUUAUUGCUUUUAAGUUGUCAUAUAGUGUAAUACUGGUGACAUAAACAUAGCUGCUAGUACUGUGCCUGUUGGUUUUUUAUCACUAUAUUUUUCCAGACAUUGAGAUACAUAGAAAACUAAUUUUAUCUUUUAUAUGCUUUUGUUAUUUCCUUAUUUGGCAUUACACAGAAAAUAUUAUUAUGGAGAUUAAAUACUGCAAUUAAUAAGCACAGAGCCUUUAUUUAAUGAAUUUUAAUUUUUCCCCUUUUUAGAAUUUCCCUUGUUCUAUGAACAGAUUGGGAACUGUGUUAUUGCUUUAACAUACUAGCACACCAACUUUUCAUAGAGAAUGUGUAAAAUUGCAAACCAAAAAGAUUCCAUUUUUUAAAAAUGCAGUAGUUUUGAAUUAUUCCUACGAAUAUAAUUUCAAACAGCACUGAAACUCUUUUGUAACAAAACCAGUCUGUUUUUUUUGGCGGUGACAUUACUAAAUCACUACCUGCAUUGGUUACCAAAUGUUAAAGACACAUAGAAAGCAAUAUGCAACUUUUUACAUUUAGAAAUAGUUCAGAGAUUUGAUGUGCUUCUUGUGAUCAUCUUCACAGGUAAAUAUUAAGUGUUUUUCAUGUAGGGUCAUAUAAAGAGAAAAGAGUUUUAUUAUAAAUUUGAGACAAAAAGAUCUUGCUGGACCAAAAAAAAGUAACUAGGGACUCAGGUGGGAAGAAAAACAGAAUUAAAAACAGAAUAGGCUUGUGAGGAUGUACAUUAUAUACCAGUUUUGUAAUUGAAUAAGAAUUUUAAAUGGGUUAAUAAGAUUUGUCAUAGCUUAAAGUUACCAUUUUACUUGAUUUUUUUAAUAGGGAAAAUUGGAGGACUAAUGAAAAGGAUUUACUGUUUGUUCAUUAUAGGAAUAAAAAAAAAUACUUAUUCUAGAUCAGUAGAUACAAUCUUUAGUAGCAGGCAGCUGAAAAGUAACUCAAUGUAACUUUGUUGUGUUUCCCAUAGAUUGUAUUGUAUAAAUAUUUGUUCCUAAAAGAAAGGUGAUGUUAAAUAACUUGUAAUGCUAGAUUAAAUAAUACAGAGAAUGCAUACGUCAUCACUUCAGAAUUGUACAGUUUUCUGAAUAAUCUACUUUUAAAAAGUGUAAUAUAAAAUCAAAUAGUUGAACAGUUAGGGGUGUGGGGAGGGCAAUCAAGAGGUUCUGUAACUAUUGAAAGGAUUUUUAAAAAAAAUAAGUUAAAAUUACCUUUCCCAUGCAGGUGUGCUGUUUUCUGGCUCCUCUAAGAAGAUAAUUUCUAAAUUUUACAGUUUUGAGCUACUUGAGGUACAUUGUAGCACCUGAUUUUUUUUUGUAUCUCUAAAUUAAUUAGAGAUAGUAUCUACAGAUAAAUUGUUAUUUUUAUUAAUUUUACGGCACUCUAAGAGAACAUAACACCAAAAUUAAAUUAGAUUUAAGAAAUCUUACUAAAUAAGAAAGGGUCUGGACUAACUUUUGUUGAAAUUAUAAUGCUUAUUUAUGUCAAUGCAAGUGCUACUGGCUUUGCUUUGGACCAAAAUCAUGACUGAUUACAUGAUGUUUUAAAGCAUAAGGUUUUGUCUGAAGAACCUUUCAGAAAAUUCUACUGACCCUUUAAGUUGAUUUCUGGAUAAAUAUAAACAUAACCAUGAAAGAAAACCAUCUCAUGCCCAGUUCUUAAAAGGUGUCAUUAAAGUUGAUGUGAAAUAAUAUUUACUUGAAGGUGGUGAUUGCCUCCUGUAUAUUAACAGAAAUAACAGGGCAAAUGUCAGUCCUCUCUGGUGUGAAUUUCCGUUCCAAUUAGUACUUCUGAUCAACCUUUGAUUGGAAUAAGAACUGACAAAGAAAAAUAUGCUGAUUUUUUCCUGAAGUCUAGGGACCCUUCCAGCAUGCAUUCUGGAUAAGAACAUUUCACAUGGCUGAUGUAGUUGAUAUUAUGUAUGCUUUUUGUGUGUGUGUCCUGAUUAAACUAACUGCUUAGAGAAACAAUACCAAGUAUGAAUCUCUUACCAGGUCUUGUAAUGAUUUUUGUUAAUUGGUUGUGUUAUUGUGGCUUUGAUCUCCCCGUAUGUUGUAUUAGUGGAAGAAGUUAAAGACCUGGCAAAGCUUAUGCUAUUUUAAUGUUAUUGUACAUUUGCUAUAUAUUCAGUAUAAUUGUGUUUCUGUAAGAACUUCUCUUAUAUAAAAUAGAAUUAAACUCUUUUAGUAUUGCUGUUGCAUCAGGAAUAUUAAAUGAGCUCUACAUUCUUCAGUCCAUUAUAUUAACACUUGAGACUUUUCUCCCCCAGGUUUGCAUUCACCGUGUUAGAUCGUGCAGCAGCAUUCGCUUUAUCAAAUCAAAAUAUGUGUGCGUGUUUGACAAAUCUGCCCUCAAGUUUAGUCAUCAACAGCGAUUAUUCAGAACAUCUGCUGUUUCAUGCGGCCAAAUUGUCCAGUUUAAGCUUUCCGACAUUGGAGAAGGGAUUACAGAGGUGACUGUAAAAGAAUGGUAUAUAAAAGAAGGUGAUAGUGUGUCUCAGUUUGAUAGCAUCUGUGAAGUACAAAGUGAUAAAGCUUCUGUUACUAUUACUAGUCGUUAUGAUGGCAUCAUUAGGAAACUCCAUUACAAUUUAGAUGAAAUUGCUUAUGUUGGAAAACCAUUAGUGGACAUUGAAAUCGAUGCUUCAAAAGGUGUUGCCUCAGAAGAAGAUGUUGUUGAAACACCUCCUAUGUCUCAUGAAGAGCACACUCACCAAGAGAUAAAAGGUCACAAAACAUUAGCAACCCCUGCAGUUCGUCGUUUGGCCAUGGAGAACAAUAUUAAAUUGAGUGAAGUUGUUGGAACAGGCAAAGAUAACAGAAUCCUUAAAGAGGACAUACUCAAUUAUUUGGCCAAACAAACAGGAGCUAUUUUACCUCCGUCACCAAAGGGUGAAAUUAUCCCACCUUUGCCAAAAUCAGAGACUGUGCCAGCUGCUCCAAAGGACAAAGCACGCAAAAUUCCUCUCCCUGUUUCCAGACCCCUUGUGUUUUCAGGAAAAGAUAAAACUGAACCUAUAACAGGUUUUCACAAGGCAAUGGUAAAGACUAUGAGUGCAGCCCUGAAGAUACCUCACUUUGGUUAUUGUGAUGAGAUUGAUUUAACUCAGCUUGUUCAGUUGCGAGAAGAUCUGAAACCUCUAGCACAGAUUCGUGGAGUUAAGCUUUCCUUUAUGCCUUUUUUCAUAAAGGCAGCCUCUCUGGGAUUAUUGCAGUAUCCUAUUCUUAAUGCUUCUUUGGAUGAAAGCUGUCAAAAUGUCACAUACAAGGCUUCGCACAACAUUGGAGUUGCUAUGGACACAGAGCAAGGUUUAAUUGUCCCAAAUGUGAAAAAUGUUCAAGUCUGUAGUGUGUUUGAGAUUGCUUCUGAAUUAAAUCGCCUACAGGCCUUGGGCUCUGCAGGCCAAUUGGGAACAAAUGACCUCACUGGAGGAACAUUCACCCUUUCAAAUAUUGGCACAAUUGGUGGCACUUACACCAAACCAGUGAUACUACCUCCUGAAGUAGCUAUUGGAGCACUUGGAAAGAUACAGAUUCUUCCUCGGUUUAAUGGAAAAGGUGAAGUAUUUAAGGCACAGAUAAUGAAUGUGAGUUGGUCAGCUGAUCACCGCAUCAUUGAUGGAGCUACAAUGGCCCGUUUUUCUAAUUUAUGGAAAUCGUACUUGGAGAAUCCUGCUUCAAUGCUGAUAGACCUUAAAUAAAGGAAAUCAUGGCUAGAAUAUGCCUUUAAACUUUGUGGAUUAGACUGAACAAUUACAAAAGCUGGCUCCGCUAGCACAUGCCCUUUGCUACUCACAUUAUGUAAUAAUUUUAUGUGGUUACAAGUUCUCAACAGCUGGUACCAAUCUAUCAAUUAAUUAUUCUUUUGAUUAGUAGCGCUGUAAGUUGUUCUACAGCAGACUGUCAAACUUAAUAGGUCAUGGGAUGACUUUUGAAUACAAUGAUGGAAUGUCUUUAUCUUGCCUUUUAUAAUACAUAUGGACGUGAGGCUGGUGUGACUGAAUGACACUGAUCUACAACUGCGGUAUUUAUAAUCUGAUUAACCUGUUUUGAAGGGAAAUACUCAUAGUUCUUCCUUGUUGGACACGUAAAUUUAUUUUAACAAAUAAUAUCCAAAUUCCCAAAAGAAGUUAUGCAAAAAUUCAUAUACAAAUAAAAUGCCUUUUAUGCUUCUGC
This is a messenger RNA of Athene cunicularia (burrowing owl), 5975 nucleotides long. RefSeq names its product dihydrolipoamide branched chain transacylase E2 (gene DBT). Lineage: Eukaryota; Metazoa; Chordata; Aves; Strigiformes; Strigidae. The record is from RefSeq and is a predicted model, not a curated record. The transcript has 10 exons. The coding region runs from base 4490 to 5500 and encodes 336 amino acids. Gene Ontology annotation, cellular component: mitochondrion; cytoplasm. Gene Ontology annotation, molecular function: acetyltransferase activity; lipoic acid binding.